Messenger RNA from Serpula lacrymans var. lacrymans S7.9, 2187 nucleotides. RefSeq names its product glycoside hydrolase family 27 protein. Gene Ontology annotation, biological process: carbohydrate metabolic process. Lineage: Eukaryota; Fungi; Basidiomycota; Agaricomycetes; Boletales; Serpulaceae. Gene Ontology annotation, molecular function: hydrolase activity, hydrolyzing O-glycosyl compounds. The coding region runs from base 764 to 2104 and encodes 446 amino acids. The transcript has 22 exons. The record is from RefSeq and is a predicted model, not a curated record.
GACUCAUCGAAGACCAGUGUCUCCCACUCAUGGCAGUAACUUCCGUCAUCCUCACUUCUUCCUUCCAUGAGGCCUUUGCUGUUCUAGUUCACUUAUCCCCAUCAUGACCAAGCUACCAUCAAGGUCCCACUCGUAGACCACCACUCACAGAACCAGCGUCCGUAAUCGCUACGAUUCCCGACGGCGUCGCAAGCGGUCGUGGUCAAGCAAUAGGAGCACCGGGGAAGUCUUGCGAGACUUCACUUCAUCGGAUGGUGCGAGCACUGUUAACGGAGCUAUUCUUGUGCAGCCCCUGGGUAGUACCUUUUAGUCAAAUAUAUUCAUCACUUUUGUCUCCAGCCGCGGAUAUGGUUCCUUCUUUGAUCUGUCCUCUCAUCGGUCUCAAUGUCUAGCCCCACGUCUUCCCUCCGCCUCCCAACACUUGGAAGCGCUUUGGGCGUUUGAUUCACUGCAUCUGACCACUGCAUCUGUGAUGUCUGGCCAGUAAUGGGAAUUAUCGAGCUAGUCCAUAUGCACAAUAUUGAUCCUUUUGAUGUUCACUUCCAAAUGGACAAAUAUUAACUGCACGAAUACUUGAACACGAUGGAGAUCCGUUCGGGCUUUACUCGGGAGAGCGUUGAGAACUUGUAGUCGAGAGGUCUCAGACCCUAAGGGUGACACUAAGAUAUUAAGACAGCUAUUGGUCACGAGCAUUCAUCUCGAAUCAUAAGGCGGACCGCCUCCCGUGCUCCAGGCCUUAUAAAGAAGAAAGGUGACUCCGGAAAUGUUCAUGCUCUCAGAAGCAUUCACCAUGACACGGUCAACAAGAAAUCUUCAUACUGCCAUCAGUAUCUUAGCCUAUGCUGCACUCUAUCCCAACACCGUAAAAGCUUUCGACAAUGGAGUUGGAAGGCUACCUGCGAUGGGUUUCAAUGCCUGGAAUGCAUACGCUUGCAAUGUCAAUGAGUCGCUCAUAGUCCAAACCGCGCAGGAUAUGCAGAAGUUGGGUCUCCAGGACGUAGGGUAUACUCAAAUCAACUUGGACGAUUGCUGGGCUUUAAGGAAUCGCAGUUCAACUGGUGAAAUCCAAUCCGAUCCUACCCGAUUCCCUGACAUGACCAACCUGACAAGCACCCUUCAUGAUAUGGGCUACAAAGCUGGUAUCUAUUCCGAUUCUGGCUGGUUUACAUGCGCUGGCUUCGCAGGAUCGUUCGAGCACGAAGAACAGGAUGCCCUCACGUUCCAGUCUUGGGGAUUUGAUUUCCUCAAAUAUGAUAAUUGCGCAAUUCCAUUCGACGAUGUCAUUCGCGAGGGUAUGGUUGGCAAAUAUCAGCGUAUGUCAGAUGCACUUGUUGUAGUGUCACAGCAAACAGGGACCGACUUCGUCUUUUCUCUGUGUCAGUGGGGUUGGAAUCAAGUUUGGCUCUGGGGAGCAUCACUAUCUCAUAGUUGGAGAAUUGAUGGAGAUAUUGAAGCUAACUGGGAUUCCCUUGCGAGCAUCAUUAACACAGUGUCAUUCAUUACUCAAGCGACCAAUUUCUACGGACGCAAUGAUCUCGAUAUGCUUGAAAUUGGCAAUGGUAACCUCACAUAUGAUGAAUCCAAGACUCAUUUCACUGCUUGGGCAUUGGUCAAAGCACCUUUGCUUAUUGGUACUGACGUGGCCACCCUCACCCAACAAAACGUCGAAAUAUUGAGCAACCAGGAGAUUAUUGCCAUCAAUCAAGACUCUGUUUACGGCACUAGUAUCUCACCCUUCCGCUGGGGUAUAAAUGCCGAUUUUACUUUUAAUACCACUUUCCCCGCUCAGUACUGGAGUGGCCCCAGUGAAAAUGGUACUGUGUUCAUGUUGAUAAACACUCUUUCCGAGCCGGCUGAUAUGUUCUUCAACUUGACCGAAUCUCCGUGGACCCGUGCUGGUAUCCAAUACUCCGUCAGGGACCUGUGGACCCACACCGACAAUGGUACUGCUGUACGCAAUUUCACUGCCUACGAGGUGCCUUCACAUGGUGUUGUAGCCUUGCUAAUGCAGCAGGAUGGCCCCGAACCCCCUGGUCUUAUGCCAUUGUGUGCUGGUGAGGCAGAGAGCCAAUGUACUGCCGAAAAUGGCACAUCUGUUGGUUGAAACCCUGUAAAUUUUGUCUUGAUUGUAUUCUAUUAAACCGAGCUACGUUAUUGUGAGACACGCAUCUCACAGUUGAGUCACGA